This is a messenger RNA of Plenodomus lingam JN3, 2550 nucleotides long. RefSeq lists its product as uncharacterized. Gene Ontology annotation, biological process: regulation of DNA-templated transcription. The record is from RefSeq and is a predicted model, not a curated record. Gene Ontology annotation, cellular component: RSF complex. Lineage: Eukaryota; Fungi; Ascomycota; Dothideomycetes; Pleosporales; Leptosphaeriaceae.
AUGCCUGCACGCAAACGCGCUGCCGCCGAAAUGGAGGCACACGCAGCUGUAGAGGAGCCGAGCACAUUGCAGAAGCUACGGAAUAUGUGGCAGUUUGCAAACCUCGCGCAGUACAUCAGCCUGUUUGGAGAGGCGGUCAAGAUCGACAGGGAUUUCGACAUCGAGGAAUUGGAGUCGGAGUGUCUGAAGCCUCAGCCAUCCGAGAAGCUUGCACAGAUUGGCCUGGCACUGCUCAAGCAUGUCUCGUCACACAAGGGCCUCACGCCUGAAAUCUUCGACGAGUACGCGCGCCGGCAAUACGUCGCCAAGGCGCCCGCACGAAAUCCCUUCGGUACCGACGAAGAACCAAACAAGUUCAACGACUUCGAUGUCUUCACAAAAAUUCGUGUAUUGCAACAACUGUCCGUAUGGACAUUGAACAACCCAAACACCAUUCGGGAAAAGCUCACAGCUACAGAGCACGAGCAGACACUAUGGCGCAUGGAACCCACUGGAUGGGACGCAGAGGAGCGAUCGUUGUUUGUCUUGGAUGACAACCGAAUGUACCGCCUCACAGAUCCACCGCCACCACCACCGCCAUCAAAAACGAAGCCAAAAGCCAAAUCGAAAAAGUCAAAGGGAUCGAGGUCUAGCAAGCGACAGAAGAUAGCAACCCCUGAAGCAGAGGAGGCAGCUGAGGAAGAGGAUGCAUCCACAAACGAAAAGCCUGACGACAUUGAUGAUGGCUUUGGUGGAAGGAAAUGGGAAUGUAUAUGUGUUACCUUGGAAGACUAUCAAGAAUAUAUGGCCAGUAUACGCAAAAGCCGCGAUCCGAACGAGAAAAUACUGUUCAAGAGAUUACAAGAGGAUGUGAUACCCGUCAUGGAAAGUUUGGCAGAGGAGCAAGCAAAGAAGCAAGCCCGCAAGAUGCGGGAGCUCGAGAACAUGCAGAAACUAGCCAUGGCCAAGCGCUCCUCCAGAAUCUCGUCACGACUCGAAAAGCAGAAGGAAAUGGAGGAGGCUGAGGAGGCCGAGCGUAGAAGAAAGGCCGAACUAGCAGCAGCGAAGGCAGAGCAGGAGAGGCUGAAGAAGUUGGAAGAAGCUCACGAUUCGAGAAGAAUGACACGAGAGCAGAGGUUGCGCGAGCGUGAGGCGGCAAAGAUCCUCAAGGAGGAAGAGCUUCGCAAGCUACAAGAGAAUGAGCAGAAGCUGGCUUCUAAUAACGCUAGGCUGUCCGAGCGCCAUCUCAAAGCCAUGAUGAAGAAGCACGAGAAUGAUCUCAAGAGACUGAACGAAGAAGAAGACUGGUUCUUCGAUUGUGAGAAGUGCGGCACCUAUGGCUCAAAUUUGAACGACAAAACUCCUCAGAUAUCAUGUGAGAAGUGCAAUGUCUGGCAGCACAUGAAGUGCCAUGGCAUCACAGAAGAACAGGCCGAAGACUCCAAGUUCACGUUCAUCUGUACUUCAUGUCGAAAGAAAGAAAAGGAUGCCAAUCAGCCCAAACUUCCCCCUCUCAAAUUUAGGCUCAGCUCGGCGUCGCCUGCUUCCCAAUCCAACACACAGACCAAUGGGGCUGGACCCUCCACAGAGACACGAACUCUAGAUUCUGUCCAAAUACCAGCACCACUGUCAUCCGCUCCACAAGCCUACGCCCCUCAGAUGCAUCCACAACCAUGGGUUGAUGGCCCAAGUCUCUCUCCUCGCGGUCAAGCCCUUGGGCCCCCUGGCAUCCAGCGCUCCGAAGCUGCCUACGGCUCCCCUACCAAAAGCAUGAACGGGAGCUCCUCCCCUAUCCGCUCCAGCUUCUCCAAGCCAAGCAACUACCCACCCUCUUCACCUCCACCUUUCAACCUGCAAAAUAUCCCCAGCAGUCCGAUGAAGAGCUCCCAUCUGCCCAUCCCCCACCAAAACGGACACUCACGCACCAACAACAACGCCAACGCCGUGACCAGCUCGACUCUGACCAACCCGUUCACAACCUCGCACCACACCACCCCACAACUCCAAUCCUUCAGCCGUCCCGCCUCCGCCGCCGGCCCAGGCGGCAGCCCCAUCAAACACUCCCCCCCCAAUUCCCCCCGUCCCUCCACCCACCUUUCCAGCACCUACAACUUCAACUCGCCACACUCAUCCUUUCCCCCCUCCUCCGCCCACCGCCCCUCCUUCUCCCCUACCAAACACUCCUCCCCAGCGCCCCUGCCACCUCACCUCUCCUCGCCCGCACCCGCCCCAGCCCCCAUGCGCAUCGCCCCCAGCCCAAACUCGCAGAUGCCGGCGCAGAUGCUGCCAGAUCCUAUUCCCGCGCCCAGUAAACACGACGGCAUGAGGCCUGUUAGCAGCCAUGCGAUGAGCGAGACGAGAAUCUUUCCGCCCGUCGAGGGUUUCUUGCCCAUGUCUAGUCCCCCGAUUCUGGAGCCGCCGGUUAAGAAGAUGAGUCCGAGGCCGGAGAGGGCGUGGGGUGUUAAUGGGGAUGCGGAGGCAGAGGUAGAUGCAGAAGGUGCGGUGCGCGAAGAGCAAGAUGGAGAAGGAAAAGGAGAGGCUGUGCGUGCCGUGGAUGCGGACAGUCUGUGA